Molecule: messenger RNA, 2992 nt
Organism: Triticum aestivum (bread wheat)
Lineage: Eukaryota; Viridiplantae; Streptophyta; Magnoliopsida; Poales; Poaceae
Product: chaperone protein dnaJ 16
Exons: 11
Coding region: 1458-2792 (444 amino acids)
Source: RefSeq, a predicted model, not a curated record
CAGGGAAGUGCCCCGAAGGGCCAGACUUACAUUAGAUAAGCUUCAAAGCACACUUUACAUCAGGACCGAAAGAAAAAGAAAGAUUACAACAAAGUCCCAGACUUUUGCAUGGAGAACCCCUAACUGAAAGAUUAAAAUGCAAUCGGGUCCUUGGCAGCCUUCGCUCAGAUUGAACCUCGCCGUCGCCGGGGACGAACUACUUGGGGCGACGAGAUCGCCAUGGGUGCAGCACGUGCAUCCCAGAGCCUCUGAACGAAAACUGGAACUGCCUCCCAUAAGGCAUGCAAGCCAGGAGGAAAGGGGUUGGCCGCCCUUCGACCAGAAGAAGCAGAGGGUCGAUGAAGACCGGCAGCCGACUGCAGGCGCCGUAGCUCCACCAUAGAAUCCUCUGCUGAUGAGCUCGAACCCGACCAUCAAUCUUCAGCUCAGUGCUUCCCCACCCCUCUUCAUCCACCACCUUGGCGGCAUCAAGUGGAGGAAGGUAGCAACGAGGCCUCCUGCAAGUGGUAGGCAUGUACAUCUCCUGCUGCUCUAUCUCUCUUCCCACAACCAUGGUGGUAAGAACAGAUCGAGGAAGAAGAGCAUCUGGCGAACCAUAUUGGGAUUUAUUACAGCAAAAAAAGGGGGGAGAAGUGGGGACGAAACCGGACGGGCCUAAGCUUCGCCAUGGAUCCGGCUGAGGGAAGCCGCCGAAGGAUCCGCUGCCAAGGAUCAUCCUUGCCUCCGUCUUUUCGCCACCAGCGUGGCCCCAAGGGAGAGUUGAACAACCACCUAGACAAGAUCCAAAACGCAGCUCCACUUUAUUUACCAGAGAGAGACACUCACACACUACUAGACCUAGGAUCCAGACCUACAUCCCACCCAGCGCCGGCCACCAUGGCUGCCGGCGGCGAGGGGGAGGGAGGCCGGAUGGGGAAGCUGGAGGUGGAGCUCUCAAGGAUACGGCAGAACGCCAGUCCAGAAAGUCCGUCGAGCCAUUCAAAUCGGCUCCGCGGACUCGCCAACGGUUGGACCCGGAGCGCGACCGAGACCGGGACACGGUAACCCGGCCGGCAAGGCCCCGGUCCGACGAGGCAAGGCGGCCCACUGCCCGACGGGCCCCGCAUGCCGGCCCCUAAAUAAUUCGUCCUCGCCCCUCCCUAUCGCCUCUCCCUCCUCGCCCUCGCCUCGUCGCCAUCCCUUCUCCGCUCCUCUCCUCGCCUCGCCUCGUCGCCGUCCCAAAUUAGCAGCUGCUGGAGCUGGCCAGCCCCCGCCGCCGGCGAAAUCCCUAGGGCCUGCCCCUCCGGCGCUCCAUCCAGCCGCCGUCGCCGCUGCGGACGGCCGCGGCGGGUGGUCGGCGCGCGCGCUCCUCGCCGCCGCCGCCGCUGCUGUAAGAUCUGAGCGAGCUGCUGCGGCUUCUGCUGCCGUGUGGGCCCGGGGUUAGGGUUUCCCUGUUCGUAGGGUGUGGAGGCGGGUCCAUGGCGGGCCCCAAGUUUGGGUCGUUCAAGUCGGAGAACAAGGGGGACUCGGCCGCGUCGGCGGCCGGCGCCGCGGCGCAGAGGAGGGACCCGUACGAGGUGCUGGGGGUGGGGCGCAAUGCCACGGAGCAGGAGAUCAAGAGCGCCUUCCGCCGCAUGGCCCUCAAGUACCAUCCAGAUAAGAAUGCAGACGACCCGGUUGCCUCUGAGAAGUUCCAAGAAGCCACAUUCUCUUACAACAUCCUCUCAGAUCCUGAAAAAAGGCGGCAGUAUGAUUCCUCUGGAUUCGAGGCCAUCGAAGCAGAUAGUCAUGAAUUAGAGCUGGACCUAUCAAGUCUCAACACUGUAAAUACAAUGUUUGCUGCUCUGUUUAGCAAGCUAGGAGUACCAAUCAAAACCACAGUUUCGGCAACAGUUUUAGAGGAGGCAUUGAAUGGCUCGGUGGAGAUUGCUCAGCUUCAUCUGGGCAAAUCCGUAUGCAGGAAGGUGGAAAAACAAUCAGCUCAUUUUUAUUCAGUGGACAUAACGGAAGAAGAAGCCAAAUUGGGGUUAGUGUGUAGGGUUCGUUCAACUGCUAAAAGUAAAUUCAAGUUGCUUUAUUUUGAACCUGAAGAAAACGGUGGGUUAAGCCUUGCUUUACAGGAAGAUAGUGGAAAGACCGGGAAAGUUACUUCUGCUGGGAUGUUCUUUCUUGGCUUUCCUGUGUACCGUUUUGAACAUAAUAAUUCAGCUGCUGCUGCAAAAGAUCCCGAUAGUGCAUUCUUUAAGAGAUUGGAUGGUUUUCAACCAUGCGAAGUUAAUGAACUGAAAGAAGGGACCCAUUAUUUUGCUGUUUAUGGUGAUAAUUUCUUCAAAAGUGCAACCUAUACCUUAGAGGUUGUAUGUGCUGAACCCUUUUCCACCGAAAAGGAGAAGCUACGAAGCGUGGAGGCAAAGAUACUUGCAAAACGGUCCGAGCUGUCUAAAUUUGAGUCAGAGUAUAGAGAGGUUUUAGCAAAGUUCACCGAAAUGACCAGCAGAUAUGCUCAAGAAAUGCAAACGAUCGAUGAGCUUCUCAACGAAAGGAAUGCCAUUCAUGCAUCCUACACCAACAGCCCAACUCUAAAGCGGAGUUCCAGUGACAGCAAAGGGAAAACAUCCUCUAAAGGGUCCAAAAGUGACGAUGACCAAAGUGUAAGAAAAGAGAAGAAAUCUAAGAGUCCGAUGACGAUGGAGGCAUCAGUGAGCGAUGAAGAGGGCCCUAAUAAAAAAGAAAAGAAACCUAAAGAGCGUCUUCGCAGGAAGAGAUGGUUCAACAUCCAUCAUUUGAAAGUGGACAAAAGAAGACCCUGCUGAGAGAUGUAUUGUAUCGUCUGAAUGUAUUAUUUUGUGUCGAUGAUUCCACUUGCAGUAUUCACCUUCUCAUAUCUUUUCUCCCAACACUGUACCGAUUUGUUUCCUGAAAAGUCAGGAAUCUUGGUAGAUUUCGGAGAUGUUGUAAAGAAAUGGUAUUUUGUACUGAAGUACUCAGCUAGCCCUGAAAACUCUUAUUUGCA